Molecule: messenger RNA, 4029 nt
Organism: Mugil cephalus (flathead mullet)
Lineage: Eukaryota; Metazoa; Chordata; Actinopteri; Mugiliformes; Mugilidae
Product: E3 ubiquitin-protein ligase AMFR-like
Exons: 14
Coding region: 217-2076 (619 amino acids)
Biological process (GO): ubiquitin-dependent protein catabolic process; endoplasmic reticulum unfolded protein response; protein K48-linked ubiquitination
Cellular component (GO): endoplasmic reticulum; cytosol; ubiquitin ligase complex
Molecular function (GO): ubiquitin binding; ubiquitin protein ligase activity
Source: RefSeq, a predicted model, not a curated record
CGAUGACGUGGUUAUGAUGCUCAGUCUACUCGCCUACUCGGUGAAAUAAACAUGGCGGUGUUGUCAACUACGAUGUCCUCAGUGCAGCAGCGCUAAAGAACUGCGCCAAACACAACAGAAGGGACGCCGGAUAUCGUUUUAGACAAAAUUUGCGGCUAACUGUCUUUGGACUGACACCAUUUUUACAAGUUGAGGUAGUGGAUCAUAACCAUCGCAAUGCCUCUGCUGUUUUUGGAGAGGUUUCCUUGGCCCAGCCUGCAGACCUACACAGCCCUGAGUGUGGCUUUGCUUGCUGGCAGCAUCUUCAGUGCCUACACCACUGUCACUGAUCCAGGGUUUAGUGCCUUGGAACCAGAAGAAACACCAGCUCCAUCUGAAAUGGAUCUGGACCAUCUGAACAGUGAUAUUAGUAACACAGAAUUAGCAACCACUGUCCUGUGGUACCUUGUCACUGACAGUCUUUUUGUUUGGGUAUUGGUGAACACUUUCUGCUGCUCUUUGAUGUUAAUUGCAAAAAUGAUUCAGUAUGUGGUGUUUGGCCCGCUAAGAGUCAGUGAGAAGCAGCACCUGAAAGAUAAAUUUUGGAACUUCAUCUUCUACAAGUUCAUUUUCAUCUUUGGCGUACUGAACGUGCAGACAGUGGAGGAGGUAGUCAUGUGGUGCUUGUGGUUCUCUGCCCUGGUCUUUCUCCAUCUCAUGGUUCAGCUCUGCAAAGACCGUUUUGAAUAUCUGUCCUUCUCGCCCUCCACACCGAUGAAUAGCCAUGUUCGGGUGCUUUGUCUGCUGGUCUCCCUGCUGCUGGACUGCUGUGGCCUGGCUGUGGUCUGUGGUCUGCUGGGAGCUUCUCAUGGCAUGCACACGCUCUCCUUUAUGGCAGCAGAGUGUUUGCUGGUGACCGUGCGCACUGGACAUGUCAUCAUGCGGUACUCCAUCCAUCUGUGGGAUUUGAACCAUCCAGGGACUUGGGAAAGUAAGGGAACGUAUGUCUACUACACGGACUUCAUAAUGGAGCUGGCCAUGCUCUUUUUGGACCUUAUGCACCAUAUUCAUAUGCUGCUUUUUGGUAACAUCUGGCUGUCCAUGGCGAGCUUGGUCAUCUUCAUGCAGUUGCGGUAUCUUUUCCAUGAGGUCCAGCGGCGCGUCCGACGACACAAGAACUACCUUCGCGUUAUCAACAACAUGGAGGCCAGAUUUUCUGUCGCCACUGCCGAGGAGCUGGCAGCCAAUGAUGAUGACUGUGCCAUCUGCUGGGAUACUAUGUUGACGGCACGGAAACUACCCUGCGGUCAUCUCUUCCACAACUCAUGUCUGCGCUCUUGGCUGGAGCAGGACACGUCGUGUCCCACGUGUCGUACAUCCCUGAACAUUAACGGGGACGGGGCCCAGGCGAGAAGCCAACAGCAGAGUGGAGGUUUGGAAGAGAACAUCGGCCCAGUUGGAGCUGCUCCAGAUGCUAGACCUCACAUCAACCACUUCUUCCACUUUGAUGGGUCUCGUAUUGCCAGUUGGCUGCCCAGUUUCUCAGUGGAAGUAAUGCACACUACUAAUAUCUUGGGCAUCGCUCAGGCCAACAACUCCCAGCUAAUGGCCAUGGCCCAUCAGAUUCAGGAAAUGUUCCCUCAGGUGCCGUCCUACUUGGUAAUGCAGGACCUGCAGUUAACCCGCUCUGUGGAAGUCACCACUGACAAUAUCCUCGAGGGACGCAUUCAGGUGCCUUUCCCAACACAGGCUAUAGAGCGUGGCCCUCUGCAGGUCAACCCUUCAUCAGAUGAACAGGCAGGGCCCAGUGGAGCAGCUGAUCAGGGCCUCAGUGAGCUGGACAACAUGGAGGUCAGAGGAGGCCGCUUCUCCAAAUCAGCCGAGGAGAGGCAGAAGAUGUUAAAGCAGAGGAAAGAAGAAAUGAUCCAGGAAGCACGCAGGAAAUUCCUGAAUAAGAGUCCAGAGGAACAGGAUGAUGAUUUACCCGGACUGGAGGAAGACAUGCUCCCAGAUUUGGACUUGACUGUGCUGAGACGUAGUACCAUGGCAGCAGCUGCAGAGAGACGCAUGCAAACCCAACAAGACCCUUCACCCUGAUUUACAGAUUGACUUCAGCAUCAAAGUCGCCCGUCGUCAUCCUCGCAAGAGGCGCUGACAGAACUGUUUCAUCCUUCCCCUAUUCGGCGUAGUCAGUGGUCAUCACCUAUUCAAAACUAUAACUAAAUAGCAUUGCAAACAUGGCCUUUGGACUGUUUUGGGCUACCUAAAAAAAAAAAAAAGAAAGAAAAAGAAAAAAGGUGAGACUAUUGUAAACGGCCUCUGUGUAACUGAUUCCAGUAUUUGGAGCAUUAUAUAAAAUUGAUGGGUGCAAGUCACGUAACGCAAGGUUGCACUGCCCUUUAUCCACGUGCCACAUAUUGCAACCACCAGCUUCUGUAGACAGUCGCAGUCUCUCUUGAUUUGAACUGGCUGUGAAAAAUGAGCAUGCUUUGCAUCCAGGAGACGAUUACAACGGAGUGUUUUGUCAAGCAAAGAGCUGGAAGGUGUCAUUGCUAGAUCGAGCUUCUAAAUGGGUCUUUGUUUUCGUUUUACCAGAUGUGUUUUCACUGUUUUUGCUCAUGGUGGAGAACUCGUGUUCUGGGUGGAGAAACUCAUCUGAUGUAUCUAUGUGUUACUUUAUGAGUUUCAACUGUGAAUUAAGUGUAGGCAAAAUAACAACACGUUUUUAUUUCUUACCUCGGAGUAAGAGAAUGUCACUUUAGUAUUGUUCAGCCUUUCUGUCAAAUAUGAAUGUUUCUAUCAACAUAAUGCUGCAAACAAAGUGUUUUUGACCCGUGUGGGUUGUUCUGUAUUUAGUGUGUAAUAUCAACCAUUGCGAACAGUUUGCAUUUAGUAAUUCAGCGAAGGGGGAAAAUGGGCACGUCAGUCUUUGUUUUCCAGUACAGGUCCCUUGAGAUGCGUAAGCAGCAAAGGGGGUUAUAUUACAUUUUGUACAAGUACAAUGGGUGUUGUCCUUUGUGUCUUUAAGUUACCCUCUGCUAAUAAGGCAGUUAAAAUCAUGUUUCCCCCCUAGAGUAUGGUCCUCUCUUUCUGCUUUUUAAUAUUAUGUAGAAGUAGUCAAGUCUGCAGCAGCUGGAGUUGCUGUUGUGUUUUGAAGAUGAUUUGCUACUCAUUCAAGAGUCACCAGUUUUAUUGGUGAAGUCCUUUUUCUUUCAGUAGAAAAGCUGAACCGUCUUGCGUGCGCCGCAAAAUAUUUUUGAAACUUAACACCAACAACCAGUUGACUUUGACUUAAUACUUUUAGAUCUUCUGCAAUCUUUACAGACAUUUUUAUGAUUAUUUUCAUUUGCACUGCCUCUCACACGGAUGAGAACUAAUUGAAAAGUCAUACCAGCAGUAAACACAAUCAUCUGUUUGAGGUUGAACUGUUCUACAUGACCUGGCCCACGCAAUUAUUUUUGGGGACUGUCAAAUUCAACUGAACCUGUAGCUGGUUGAGACAUAUCAAAGGACGCAAUGAUUUCCAUCAUUGCAGUUCAAAGGGCAGUUUGAGGUGAGAUGUGCAUGAAAAGUAGACAAGUGCUUUUGUUUCCUUCCACUUUAUCCCAAAGAGUAGCCCACAAACUUCCACUAAAAAUUGAAGUGUUCUGAUUUUCAUUGUGUUUUAAUUUCCAUUGCUCAAACACUGUUUGGGUGUGUAGUAACAAGGUUUAAUAUAGGAUUUAGGUUCUAGGUUUAAGCUAGUCAACGUGUAAAAAUCAAAACAAAAAAACUGGACAGUUUUCAUUUUUGUUGGUCAUUCAGUUAUUUAGCAACUUCAAAAAUCCAUGAUAUAUUUUUUUAUUCAUGGGUUACCUUUCAGAAACAUUACUUAUUUAAUCAAAACUGAAAUACUUUUUUUGUUUUUCGUUUUUGGACUGAGCUUUCCUGUAUUUUUGUGCCUAAAUCAAGAAUGGUUCAGAUGUGGAUAAUUUCUGUAAAUCUAGUUUUUGUAAAAUAUGUUACAGAAGACUCAAUAAACAGAGCUUCUACAGAUUUUAACAAAAAAAA